Effrenium voratum is the source of this 511-nucleotide messenger RNA. The record is from the annotation of a GenBank genome assembly. NCBI's taxonomy places the organism in Eukaryota, Dinophyceae, Suessiales, Symbiodiniaceae.
GGCGGCCUCAAAGGCAUGCCGCCCAAGAGCCAAGAAGCCAGGACGCAGCCGGACGAAGUCGUGAUUUUUGAGGGCACCUUCAGCUGGUGGGCGGCAUGGUGCAUGAUGAUCUGGGUGCUGUGCUUCCUCGCCAGCACCGUGCUGAUGAUCCUCUCGACCCGUGGCUCUGCCUUCCAGAUCAUUUCCGAAGAAAUCUCGUAUGUGAAGGAAGUGCGGCCGCCCUACGGGCCGGAGAUGCAGCCGGUGGUUGAUGCGACCAUGCGGGAGAUCAACCAGAUGUUUGCCUACCACUUGCCACAAACCGCGGCUCAACAGCUUUGUUCUACUCCCUGGCCGGAGCGUCGCUGGGGCUUUUCACCGUCUCCUACUUCACCUCCUUCGUUCUUCUUGAGGACCAAGGCCCCAAAAGAGUGGUGGACAUAGGCUUCCUCAUCUCCAAGGGCGUCAACGUCUACAUGAGCCGGACCAUUCCGGUGAUCCUGGCAUUGUUGUUCCUUGGCGGCUGGUACGU